GCAAACCUCCUGAAAUUCAAAGCGGGAAACCCCGAAACGUCGACAUUCUAUGGCCGCCAUGACAGAAGGGGAGGUUAUAGAAAACUAUAUUUUGGAUGUUUAUUGUGACGGCAUUUGAGAGUAUUGCGUUGCUCCUACGGACCUGAAACUCACCAGGUACAUACAGUAGUGCAACAUAGAACUAUUGGUGUUAUUGAAAAGUCCAAAUUAGUCACAUUUUGGUCAGUAUAGGGGUAGUAGCAGACGAGAGUACGACAGAAGUGAAUUUUGUUUUUCCCUCCACUGACCUGUCAGGUCUUCCUCUGUGAAGGGGCGAGCUUGGGUACCUGAUCAUCGCAGGUGGCAGCAUACCUACCCGCGGCCAUGGUGGCUGUGGCUAGGAAGAAGUGUACCCGUAUUUCCCCACAUCGAUUACGCCGGCUUGUAAUGCGGACGACAUGAACACACCAUUGGAGGGGGUUGCUCCGACCAACGGUACCAAGGAUAGCAUGGCCGCCGGAUCAGACCCAGAGUCUGUGGAAGCUCCCGUCGCACCAGGUGAUUCCAACUCCUGUCAGCAGACCAGCAACCAAACCACCACCACAGCCUCCAACACAGCCCACCACAGCUACUUGGGUCUUCCCUACCAGCGGAAGUUGGGAGCUAGCAGACACGUUGGACGCGACGACUUGGAUAUCUCAUUAGGGGAUCACAACUACGGUGCCCCUCCGCCCCCCUCCCCACCCCCCUCUCCACAAGCCAUCACGAGGAUCAACGGGGUAGUGGAUGAGAACUCUUCCAACACCAACCUCUCGUCCACGGUCACUGCCGACGAGGACACCUGCGCGGACGACGACGCCGGCAUCACGCGGUGCAUCUGCAACUUCGACCACGAUGACGGCUACAUGAUCUGUUGUGACAAGUGCAGUGUCUGGCAGCACAUUGACUGUAUGGGCAUCAGCAGGGACAGAAUCCCAGAGACCUACCUCUGUGAACGGUGUGAACCAAGGGAGGUGGACAGGCAGAGAGCCGUGGAGAUACAGACCAGGAAGAGGAUUGAAAUGACAGAUGAUGACACGAGCGGGACAGAGAGCGGAGAUGAGAUGCUGACGUACCGGGCGGUGUCCCACACGCCCACCAGUGUCACCAUCACCACCAAGCCCACCAAGAAGGUCAAGAAACGCAAACGGGAGAAGAGCGGCGAGAAAGACCACGAGGGCAGGAAAAAGAAAGUCAAGACAUGCCGGGAUCCUACAAGGAGAGCAUCUAAACCAAAGGUACACCGCACGCCCAAUGGAUUCAACUCUUUGAAUAACGAAGAUGCCAACGAACCCUGGGACUACACCCACGAUGACGUCUACCAAGAGGCCAUUUUCAACCAGUACACCCCAGACCUGGCCUCUUUCCUGAAGUCCAGACAGUAUACUGAGGAGGAUGUGUGUAUCACCUCAUCAGACCAGCUACAGGUGGAGUCAGGGGAAAUAGCCAGCAUUGGCAGUGCCAUGAAGUGUGUCAGGGCCCUGCGGGAUCUCCAUGACAACCAGCCCAUCCUGGAAUACAGGGGGAAGGUCAUGACCAGACAGGAGUUCCAAGACCCUUUCUUCAAGAGGCCACACCCCCAUGUGCUGUUUUAUCCAGUAAACGGUUUGGAAAUUUGCGUGGACGCCCGGAGCUUUGGCAACGCUGCCAGGUACAUCCGACGGUCCUGUACACCAAACGCAGAGGUCCGCCAUGUGCUGUUGGAAGGCAUGAUCCACCUGUGUGUGUACUCACUAGAAGAGAUCAUGAAGGGCACAGAAAUCACCAUCGGCUUCGACUACGACUUUGACACCUGCCCCUGUGAAGUGGAGUGUGCUUGCCAAAGGGAGAGCUGCCCUGUGGCGAAAAGUAAUGCCAAGAAACAAGAACUACUGAAGCAAAAGAGGAAAAGGAACAAAUCUGGCCAGCAGUCCGGCGGAGACAGCGAGUCCAGUACGGGGCGACAGAGGAAGGUCUCUCCACUCCGCGUCUCGCUCAACCACAACGCCUCCACGAACCACAUGACCUCGGAUGGCGAGGAUGAGAGCAAAGAUGUGGAUGUAGAAACUGAGGAGGCCGCUGAGGAAAGAAGAAGAAAGAUGACGCGAGAAGAGCGGAAGUUGGAGAUGGUGAUGCGGACGUUUGAGAAGAUGGAGAAGCGAGCGGCCCGCAGUGCGGCAGCGCACGCCAGGAUCGAGAAACAGAAGCAGACCAAGGCUACUCCCAAUGAGAACAAGGAAGGGGAAGAACCCAUGCCCAAGGACAUGGAGGAUAUUCCCAAACAACAGACUGCCACGCCUCACAGACAGAUUAGAAGGAGACGUCGUAGUCAGAGCCGACGGAACCACGCGGCCCGCGGGAGGCAGCGCCUCAACAGCACCUGCAGCUCGGACAUGCCCAUGUCGCCCAUCACGGAGACGGCCGCGCACACGGAGGUCGUCACCACCGAGAUGGAGCUGAAACUGAGCGCGCCGACCACCCCGGUGUCCGCUCUCUCCCCAUCCAUUCCAUCGCCGUCACUGGCCCAGGAACUCACCGUCUCUACUGUCGCUAGUUCUACCGCGGUCCCACAGCCGUCCCCAGCUGCCUUGGGCAAAGGCUUCAAGUUCCCCAAAACCAAAAAGUUCUUUGUGAAUGAGUGGCUGAAUGAGAAGGCUAACGAGCAGUCUGCCCACAAGCCGCUCCUGAUCAAGACGGAGCCGUCUGACUUCAGCACGGGGACCACCACCUGUCCCGGCGUCUCUACCUACUCCCGCAGCACCAGCAUGACGGCGCGCAGCCCCGGCCCCGCGUACGUGCUCCGACCCGGACACAACGUGCCGGCCAGCGCCACCAAGACUAGGCAGAGACCCAGCCUGGAUUCAAGCUUCGGCUCAGCUAAAAAGCGCUGGCUGCGGCAGGCGAUGAGUGAAGGUGGCAGUAACGGCCCCAGUAGCGGCUGUAACUCACCGGCUCCCAGCGGCGGCUCCCUCAGCCCCGGUCUGACCGGCAUGAACGGGCCAGACAGUCCACAGUGUGUCUCACCAACGGGCAGCGUCUCGUCACUAUCAGGGAAGGAAACAGGAGGAGAACUGAUGACUCCACUGAAGAAGAGACGGCUGAGAGUGUCCAUCUCCGGGGAGGGGAGCAUGUCUCCCAUGCCCAUGACUCCGCCCCCGUCGUCAGGGGAGACGGACUGUGCCACCGCCAAACAACAGGGACCCAGGCCAAAGAUCGUCAUAAACGACGCCAUGCGGAACGGCUUCAAACCCCUGUACUCGCCCGUCACCCCGGUCACACCAGGCACUCCACAGUUCGAGAACAUCUCCUCACCUGAAAACUCCCCUGCUCAUGACCAUGACUUAAACAAUGACUCUAACCCACCUCAGUACUAUGCCUUCCAGGUGGUACUUUCUAAGCAGGCAUCGGUGGACAGCUUGUCUUCGUUGGCAUCCAGCGUGACGUCGGCAUCAGGCCUGGAAAGACAUUUACAGAAGUCAGGUUCUGAGACAAGCCUGCUGCGGGCCCGCAUGUCCAGCCUGGACCUUAAGCACGAGGGGAGAGAAAGCUGCGUGCUCGGGGACUCUUCUUCUUCCAGAGACUUAGUUCCACAGGAGGAGAAGAAGGAAGGAGAGGAAAAUUCCACGGCGGUUACGACGGACUAUUCUGAACCAGCCAACAUUCCAAUGGAAUGUGACCCUUCAGGGAGGGACAGGACCGACUUGUCCAGCUCGUUGUCCGAGUCACAGGUUUCCAUGCAAACUCUGCAGAACUCGUGUUCGUCUCUGAACGAUUCCCACGCCUCGAGCCUGAGCUUGAGCGGCAGCCUGUAUCAGAGGACCUUGUCGGAGAGGCUUGAUACAAGGACUGACUCCCAGAGGGAUGGAGACCCGAGACCCAGGUAUUCCUCUCCCUUCAAAAAGGAGAUGGCGUCGCCGGAGUUCCAUCGGUCGCUCUCGGACGGCACCUUGCUCCAGGACGAGCGGAAAAUGGAAUACGAGAACCGACCGGGACAGAGGUCGAGCGAAUUCGACUCGACGAGAUCGUUGAACUGCUACGGUGAGCCCAAGGUGGUUUCAAGCGAGGAGAGAACUAUUCCAAGUGGAGGGGACUUUCUCAGACAGGAUAGUAGUGUGUCCCUGAGCUCCUCGUUGCCCAGUCUGUACUCGGCGAGAAGUGAAGAACCCAUAGGAUCGGCACCGUCCACACCAGUAAGUCUGGGGCCAGGGCCAGUAGCUGCACACGAAGACGGAGGCUCCAAACCAAUCGCAAAGAGAAAGGUGUCGUUAUUGGAAUACCGCAAGAGGCAGCAGCAGGGACAGAAAGAUGGCAACUCCAGUGCCAAUAGUAGCGCCGCCUCUACACCCACAAAACUGGCCCCGGACAGUGCUCCCUCAACCCCCAUAAAGAGCCCCAUGAUGUCCCCACUCUCCACCAUGCCAUCGUAUGACCACCCAGUGGAGGCCGAGUGUAAGGACAAGGAGAAAGAGCGGAAGGUUGUGGAUGAUCUGGACAAACGAUGGUCUGUACAUUACAUGAGAUUGCAAAGGAGUACUCCCACCUCUGUGGAGAGGAUACGUGAGGAGGACCCCCUGCAGAGGUUCAGACGAGAACUCAGGCAGAGCACCGAGAGAGGCAUGGAGAAGAAAGACAAGGAUAGGAAGGAGAAGGAGCCAGGGCACGUAUACAGCCGCUCGGUGUCUGUGGACAGUAACCACUCUCCUGCCCGGUCCCACUCCCCUGCCCCUCCUCCACCACCACCCAGCAAGCGCACACCCCCUCCCCCUCACAGCAAGCACAGGACGCCACCCCCACCCCCUCCUCCCAAAAACGGCCCCGACGCCAGAUACAACCACGAUAAGCUUUCUGAAGGAGAGACCAAGGAUCCCCGCUGCUAUGUGAAGAGUCCAGUAGCGAGCAGCCCUGUGCAGGCUGGUGCUUCACCGUCCCUGCUAGCUGGCAGCAGAUACAACCCUAGACAGGAGUUCAGGAGCUCCAGUACACAGCAGCAGCAGCAUCAACAGCCCCAGCCCAUCCCUACCACCUACCCAGCCCAGCCACGCUCCAGCUCCUACAACCCUCCAUCCGCCGGGACACAAGGGUACACGGAGCAGCCGCCCGCACCUCCACAACAACCCCCACAGCAGCAGCAGAGCUACUACAGCCGCCCCCAGCCCCAGCAGUACCACCCCACCUCCGCCCCCUCAGGGACAAGCUACCCCCCGCCCCCAGCAGACCUACCCUUCGUACCAGCAGCAGUACCCUUCACAGUACCAGCAGCCGCCACAGUCGUACCAACAGUACCCCGCAGGGGCCCAGCCCGCACAGGGCAGCCAGUACUACACUCAGCAAGCGUACAGCGGAGAGUACCAUCAACAGCAAGCUACCCCCUCUGGGGCCUACGGACAUAACCCCAUUGGCACGACGGCUACCCCCCCUCCCCCUCGCCCCCCGUACCCACAGUCCUACUCAACCAGUAGCUCCUACUACAGACAGUAACCGCUUUGUACAUUGACCAAGAUUGCUUGUGUUAUUUUCCUGGACUUCGUUGUCAGUACGUCUGCCUCCUGUAUGCCUACCAUCUGAGAAAAAAGUCUGUUGUAUAUAUACAAUCCUGUCUGUAUCCUUCCUGCACAGUAACUGUCAGAUAAGCUUGUAAACUUGAGCCUCUCUGUCCAACCUGUCGAUCUCCAGUCUUGGAUCUGUCUAUGUCGUGAGUGUAUAGUACUGUAAAAAAUGAUCUGAUCUCUCUCAACAAAUAAUUCAGGUGUAUAGUAAACUGCUUACAGUAAUGACCAACCUGUAAAAUGCAUUGUUUUUAAGGUUCUUUGGAGUACUUUGCUAACUUUUAUCAUUUUGUGACGGAAUGACCCCCACACCCAGUGUUAUUGAUUGCAUUUGACCCAUGCAAGAUUUAAAUACACAAAGAACUCUGAAUACCAGAGUUUCCUUUCCCCAAGAAAGAUAACUUCGUCCUUGUUUGAAGACGUUCUUAGAACUAGAUGACUGACACUUCCCUCUGUAACUGUACGAACUGUGUAUUCUGUAAAAGUAUUGCACGUUACUAGUCUUUCCAGCUCGGAACCACUACAAGUUAUAUCUUGUAUUAGAAACACAGAAGAGUGUAAGAUUGAAGGUGUUUAACUUGUAUAGAAUCCUGUAUACUUUGUCCACACAAAGUAUACAACCAAUUGCUUCACGCUCUGACAUUUUGUUCCUAACAUUCCAUCAAAAUUGAUGUAGCAAGAUUUUCUCUUUCUCAUGUCAGAACAUAGCGUGAAGGUCUACUCUAGACAGGAGUAGCAUGUGUGCUAGUGAUAUCGUUCAUAGGAUGUUUUUUGCCUUCUAUGUUUGGUUCCGUUUGUUUGGCUUUGCUUAGCAUUGAAGAAAAGUAGUAGUGGCAGAAGAUUUGUGUUCAAGUAGGUGGGGGGGAUGCGUUUAAAAAAAUAUCCUAACACUAAUAUUUCUGUUGCAAAUAAUUGGAUAAGUGUUGUAUCUCCAUCCUUCUCUGAGUGAGUAUCGGUAAAGAUGCAUGUUCCUUCAGGUUUAAGUCUUCUUGCUAAUUCUGGUGUAAAAAUGGUCAAAAAAGGUGUAUACACCUGCUUCAUAGUAUAACUGUUCUACUGUACAUGUACAAUUGUUGUUGUCUACUAUGUGUAUAAAAUUCCCAUAGGAUGAAAAUGUAAAGGAGAUAUUUUUGAUAGUACAUGGGUUCCACCUGUAAUAUGGUUUAAAAAAAAAAGAAUAAUGUAAUGAUUUGUCUACAUUGUAGAAAGCAGUACAUUGUAGUUGGCAUUUGGAGGCAGUUUUAGUACCACAUGGUGUAGUGUUCUAUGUAGUCCGUUCUGUAGCAACCAAAUUGCAUGAUUUUAGCCUGAAUGCUGUACAGAGAGUAACUCAAUUUUUUUUUCGGCACCAUCUUGGCUGUAUAUGAGCGUCUGGCUUUCUAAUGGAAGACUUUGUGUACAAAUAAAAUCUGCCCGGGAAAUGG
This is a messenger RNA of Branchiostoma belcheri (Belcher's lancelet), 6967 nucleotides long. RefSeq names its product histone-lysine N-methyltransferase 2E-like. The coding region runs from base 438 to 5387 and encodes 1649 amino acids. The record is from RefSeq and is a predicted model, not a curated record. NCBI's taxonomy places the organism in Eukaryota, Metazoa, Chordata, Leptocardii, Amphioxiformes, Branchiostomatidae. The transcript has 32 exons. Gene Ontology annotation, molecular function: protein binding.